CAACUUGUAGAAAUUAACCAAGGUAGUAAAAUCAGCCAAAGUACAAAUCAUAAGCAUACAAAAAGCUCCAAAGCCCCAAACUAAAACCCACCAUUGAUGAUCAUUCACCCCAUCUCACACUCUCUCUGAUACACAGUCUAGCUUUGCAGAAAAAGCAGAGAGAAAAAGCUUACAUCACUAGUCCUCUGGUUUUUCCCCUCUUUCUUUCUCUGCCAUCGAAACACCAUUUUCAAUACACAGUUCCAGGAGACCCCGGUGGAAAAACAAAAGGUAAAAAUAAAAGGGAAGGGAAGACCCUCAAACGAAGUGCAAAAGCUUUCUUUCUCUUCUCCCCCUCUCCACGUUCGUUCCCUUUCAUUCUUCCCUCUUGCGGCCUCCAUUUCCCUCCCUAUAUAAAAACCCCUUUCCCCCGCUGAAAAAAACCCUACUAUCAGAAACCAAACCAAACCCAAUCUCCAUUUCCCUCUCUCCCUCUCUCUCUCUCUCUCUCUCUCUCUCUCUCUUGCUCCGUCCGCCUUUCCCAUACGUUGAAAAUGGAUGUUCUCUACUUUCUCAGGCUCCUGAGACCCACCACUACCCACCUGAAAUCGCAAAACAAAGUCGAGUGUGUGAAUGCGAGGUUGAACAAUGGUGAAGCUUAUGAUGAUUCCGAAGAAGAAGAGGAGGAAGACUCUUUCUUUGAAUUGGAGCUCACUGUUCCUCCUGAUUUUGACUACCCAAGGAGCAUUAAUGGCGACAGAUGUAAAAGCCCCAAUAAAUUGGCCGACAGAGCCGAGCCCAAGGUUCAGCAGCAUCAGUCCCCUCCUGCAACCGAGCCUCUGUUUUCAAAGCGGAAGAUACUCCCAAUCGAACCCGUCUCCUCUCCCAAGCCUCACCAGUCUCCGAUUUCUGUACUGAAACAGGGUCCCAAAUUUCGGGUCCUCGCGUUCAGGAAGUCCAAGUCGAUGCCGGUUCAGAAAACAGGGGAGAAACAGGAAAAGGGGUUGAAUCAGGAAGAGAAGCAGCGGUUCGUCACUGUGAAAGUGAAGCUCGACGAGAUGGGUGGAGGUUCCUACAACAAUGGCCGUUCGAAAUUGGCGAGGAACAACAGCUUGAGGAAGCAGAUCUUGGACGACACGUCGUCGGAGAAUUCCUCGAGGAGAUUCCCCAAGGAGAUCGUGCAGAAGUACUUGAAGCUCAUCAAUCCGCUCUACAUCAAGGUCGCCAAGAAGGAAUGCGACCGGAUGAAGUUUUCAGGAGAGCUCUUGUCGCCGUUUACGACUCCGUCGGCAUCGCCGGCGGCGACUGCCCCGGUCAGCUCCCCUAAAAAAGAGAAACAUGGAAGUUUCCCGGCUGGAAUCCGGGAGGUAUGCAAGCAUCUAAGGAAGAGCAAGUCAGCAUCUUCCGGCACCGGAGUAUCGCCACCGGCCACCUUGCAGCGGAGGGAUGACUCCCUUCUACUGCAGAAUGACGGGAUCCAGAGCGCCAUUCUUCACUGCAAGAGAUCUUUCAACUCUUCCAGAGAUUCGUCUUCGCUAUCACGAUUCUCAAGUGACCGCUCGAUGGACUCGCCUAGGGUUUCCAGCGACGAGUUCUGAUUGGAAAAUAUUGAAGCCAGUAGGAGGAAAGCGGGAGAGUUUGAACCUCCCCUGAAAUUGAAAAUUUGAAAAGACAAUACAAAACAGGACAAGAGAAAAACAGGGGACUCUGUUUUUUCCUUGUUUGUUUUCUUUUUUUGGGUUCUUGCUGUAAAGUUAAGCAAAGGAGAGAUAGGGCGAUGAAACAGGUAGGGUAGUUUCGUGGUUUCGAUGGUUUUCUUUUUGGAUGCAUUGUAGUAGGACGAAUCCAUCAUCCAUCCAUGGAGGGAAGGGAUGAUGACGAUGAUUGCAGACUGUAGGGAAAAUGUAAUCAAUCCAAAAGCAGUAGUAGCAGUUGUUUGUCUGUCUAUAAAGUAAAAUUCCUGUAUGCUGUUGGGUUAAUUAUUAUUACCAGUGACCAUAGAACAGAGUUCUGAGUUCGGUUAAGCAGAGAUGAAUAAUGUGUUGCAUACACGACGCUGUCAUCAUGAGAUUAUGCGGGGUUUUGAAUUGUAACAACUCGACGCAAUCCAACGGUGUUAGCAUGUGCUGAACGACGACAGCUCCGUUUAGUUAGCCCGUAAUAAAAUUCUGUAGAAGGAGCAGGGGAGCUACAGGGCAGAGCCUGGUGGGUUCUUUCCUUUUCUUUUCGUCAAAGCUUGGGAUGAUGAGGAUAUAAAGGAAUUUCUUGCUGGAAUGGGCAGUUUCUGUUUCUGCAAUUUGUUCGAAUUAUAUGAUUCCCCUCCACCAAUGGCUUUUGCUAACGUAAAUCAGAAUUGGAAGUUUGUGUGUGG
This is a messenger RNA of Linum tenue, 2350 nucleotides long. The record is from the annotation of a GenBank genome assembly. Lineage: Eukaryota; Viridiplantae; Streptophyta; Magnoliopsida; Malpighiales; Linaceae.